This is a messenger RNA of Plasmodium gonderi, 711 nucleotides long. Its product is annotated as nicotinate-nucleotide adenylyltransferase. Gene Ontology annotation, biological process: NAD+ biosynthetic process. Gene Ontology annotation, cellular component: cytoplasm. Bases 1 to 711 code for a protein of 236 amino acids. The record is from RefSeq and is a predicted model, not a curated record. NCBI's taxonomy places the organism in Eukaryota, Apicomplexa, Aconoidasida, Haemosporida, Plasmodiidae. The transcript has a single exon. Gene Ontology annotation, molecular function: nicotinate-nucleotide adenylyltransferase activity.
AUGACAUGUCUCAAAAUGCAUUUCCACUUUUUUAUAGUUAUUUUCUUCUUUUUUUUUUUCUUUGCAACAUCCCUUUGCCACCCAAAGAUGAACAAAUGCAUAUGCAUUUAUGGAGGUUCUUUUGAUCCAAUUACUCAUGCGCAUGAAAUGGUUCUCGCUGACAUUAGCAACUUAAAUUGGAUUGAUGAAAUAUGGGUGGUUAUUUGUAGAUGUAGGGAUGAUAAGAAUAUAUCAGAAUUUGAACACAGAUAUAAUAUGUUUUCACUAAUAAUGAAUAAUACUUCGUCUAAAAUGUCAAAAAAUAAAAUUUUUUUAAAAGAUAUUGAGUGCAAAGAGAAAACAACUCCAACUUAUGAUUUGUUAAAGGCUCAAAAAGAGAAGUAUCCUAAUUAUACUUUUUAUUUUGCUCUGGGUUCUGAUCUAUUAAAAGACAUUUUUUUUUGGGAUAAUGGCGAAAAAUUAGUUUCAGAAAAUAAUUUUAUAAUUGUUGAAAGGGGCAACUUUAAAAUAGAUGAAAAUAAACUACAGAAAUUUCCAAGUUAUUAUUUAAUUAAAAUUGAAAAAAUGUCUUUUAUUAAUUAUAUUUCUUCAAGCGACGCAAGAAAAAUAUUAUCCAAAAGGAACAACUCAGAAGAAUUAGAGAAAUAUAUUCAUCCUGUUGUUAUUAAUUAUAUAAAGGAACAUAACUUAUAUCAUAACAAUUUGGAAUAA